AUGCCGCCAAAACAGCAACCAAGUAAAAAGGCAGAACAAAAGAAGAAGGAAAAAAUUAUCGAGGAUAAGACGUUUGGUAUGAAAAACAAGAAAGGGGCGCAGAAUCAGAAAUACGUCCAACAAAUUCAGAACCAGAUACGAAAUAAUAAUGCCCGACUGGAUCAACUUAAAGCUGCUGAGGCAAAGAAGAAGAAGGAGAUCGACGAUUUACGUGAUGUUACUAAACUUAUCAAGCCUGUAGAGCAGAAAGUGCAAAGAGAUGUCGAUCCAAAAUCUGUGGUGUGCGCAUUUUUCAAGCAAGGAAUGUGCCAUAAAGGAGCUAAAUGCAAGUUCAGCCACGAUCUAGCCGUUGAGCAGAAAACUUUGAAGAAAAAUCUCUAUGUUGAUAGCAGAGACUUGGGGAAGGAUGAGGAUGAUAACAUGGAGAACUGGGAUGAGUCAAAACUGAACGAAGUCGUCAACAACAAACAUGGAGAAGCAAACAAGAAAUUAAAUCAGACUACAAUUGUAUGUAAAUACUUCAUCCAAGCUGUUGAAGAGAGCAAGUACGGAUGGUUCUGGGAGUGUCCGAACGGUGGAGAAAAGUGUCAGUAUAGGCAUUGCUUACCGGAGGGAUAUGUGUUGAAGAAAGAUAGAAAGAAGAUGGAGGAGCUAGAUAAAGAGAAUCGAAUAAGUCUCGAAGAGCUAAUCGAGAAGGAGAGAGCUGCGUUGUCAUCGAAGAAUCUGACAAAAGUCACGCUCCAGACGUUCGUUGCAUGGAAGAAGAGGAAAUUGAGAGAAAGAAAGCAGAAAGAAGCUGAUGAAGAAAAGGCGAAGAAGGACAAGAUCAAGGCUGGAAAGGCUCUGGGUAUGAGUGGUCGUGACUUAUUCACCUUCAAUGCCGAUGCUUGUGUUGAUGAUGAGGACGCUGAGGACGUCGAAUACGAGAAGGAGGAGGUUGACCCCGACGAAAAGGUGUUCGAGAUUGACAACAACUCUUCAAAUUCGAAGGUAUGGAUGACGAUUUGGACAAUGAUGGGACAGCUCCCGACCGGUGCUGCUAAUGCCGAUGGAUUGGCUUCAGGUGUGGGUUCAAUAGCCAUAAACGAGGAAUUGUUCGAUGUCGACGAAGGGCUCGAAGGGCUAACUUCGGACGAGGACGAACCGACCGCCUCUCAAGUCGUGAGCUGA
Molecule: messenger RNA, 1170 nt
Organism: Ostertagia ostertagi
Lineage: Eukaryota; Metazoa; Nematoda; Chromadorea; Rhabditida; Trichostrongylidae
Source: the annotation of a GenBank genome assembly